AUGGAUAUCGUGGUCAUUGGGGGUGGCAUUAUUGGCUCGUCGAUUGCAUGGCAUCUCGCUCCUCACGCUAACGUCACCGUUGUUGCUGAGAAGCUCGGUGGUGUAGCAACUCCGUUAUCCUUUGCCUGGAUCAACUGCUAUACCCAAGAUGAUACCUACUACCAUUUCCGCAACCGCUCUAUGGAUCAUUGGAUGGAAAUUAGCAAGGAGUUGCCCAACCUCAACAUCAAGUUUAACGGCGGCCUGACGUUCAACAUGCCUCCUGAUGAGCGCGAGAAGUACUACAACCUACAGAAAGAGCGGGGUUACAACGUCAUUCGCGUGAACCGGACUGAGAUUCACGACAUAGAACCCAACUUAUUGGACGAGUACACACCUGACUGGGCCGUGUACGCUCCACAAGAGGGUCAGAUGGAGGCGGAACUAGUCGCCAUCGACUUGAUCUCCCAUGCGAAAGCUUCGGGUGCCACGAUUCUCGAACGGACUGUGUCCGGCUUCCUCAAAGACGGUCACGGGAACGUCAAGGGUGUUGUUACUCCCGAGGGUCACGUCAAGGCUGACCACGUGGUGAUGGCUGCUGGCCUUGGCAGUGUCGACCUUCUUGCUGCAGAGAACAUCACACUUCCUGUUCAACCCCGCGAGGGUUUGCUUGUCAACUCACUUCCGGCGAAAAUGGGCAUGGUUCGAACUGUGUAUAACGGCGAUCCCCUGCACAUGCGUCAAACCAGUUAUGGGGUUAUCAGGUCCAGCCGCGACUUCGCCGGUGGUACUCCGGGCGAUGACCCCCAAGCCCAUGCCAAUGAGGUAUUCGCUUGGACCCAGAAUGCAUUGGUUGACGGUCAUGAGCUGCAGUAUGGCAAUUACACCAUCGGCCGGCGGCCACAACCGGACGAUGGACUACCCAUUCUGGGGGCUACCGGUUUGAAUGGCUUGUCUGUCGCCGUUAUGCACUCUGGUGUUACAAACGCAGCUAUUGUUGGACAGCUGAUGGCGAAGCUGGUACUGACGAAUGUCACUGACCCUCUCAUGGAACCCUUCCUUUUAAGUCGAUUCUAG
Purpureocillium takamizusanense is the source of this 1056-nucleotide messenger RNA. RefSeq lists its product as uncharacterized. Gene Ontology annotation, cellular component: cytoplasm. NCBI's taxonomy places the organism in Eukaryota, Fungi, Ascomycota, Sordariomycetes, Hypocreales, Ophiocordycipitaceae. Gene Ontology annotation, molecular function: oxidoreductase activity. The transcript has a single exon. The record is from RefSeq and is a predicted model, not a curated record. The coding region runs from base 1 to 1056 and encodes 351 amino acids.